Molecule: messenger RNA, 1281 nt
Organism: Sparassis crispa
Lineage: Eukaryota; Fungi; Basidiomycota; Agaricomycetes; Polyporales; Sparassidaceae
Exons: 2
Coding region: 1-1281 (426 amino acids)
Source: RefSeq, a predicted model, not a curated record
AUGCCCACGACGCGCUCACGCGCCUUACUCGACUCGUCCGCUGUCGAUAUCCCCCCCGUCCGGCGCCCUCCCCCUAAACGCUCCGCCUCCCACGCCUCCCUCCCUACCCCGCCGCGUACCGCGACCAAACGCAAACGUGCGCGCUCCCGUGCGACAGAUUCCGACGUCGACGAGGACGAGCAUGUACCUGCCAUCGGCGAGGAUGAACAUAGUGAUGACCCCGAACGCGAGCGAGCGAGCCGCCGCGAUGGCGACGGCGCACUCAUCAUCGGCCACAAAAAGCGCAAGACUCUCGACGCCAUCGCCGAGGAGCUCAGCGAGGCUGUCGUAGAAGAGGCCUUCUGGCUGGAUGAUCGCAACGCCAACGCAGGGAAGAGCCAGCUCGAGCCCAAGUCGCUGCCCCGCACCCGUGCGCGCUCACGGACGCGCUCGCCGUCCUCGUCGCCCCCGCCUGCCGCGCACCUCCUGCGCCGUGGCCACACCGGCCUCAUAUCGCCCCCGCCGUCGCGCCGCCAGCGCACCCGCGUCGGACGACGUCCUGUCACGCCCAGGCCCCGCGCGAGCACCAGCGGGAAGCCGAGCCUCUUCCCCAAGCGCGAUUCGCCGGACAAUCCCUUCCUGGCUGACACGCCGGAUGACUCUCCUACGACACCCGUGCGCGAGACGGACGCUGGCGCCAUGCCGCACACACCCGUGAAACAAGUCGAGAAGCCGACGCUCACUUGGGUCUUCCGGGGCAAGAAAGUGGAGCUCGCGAAUCCGCACUUCCAUGGCACAGCCGAGGAUGACGAGGAUGACGAGGAGACCGCCAAGCACUGUCUCCUGCCGGAGGGCCAUCCUGAUUAUAGCCCACCUCCAACGUACGCGCCCAAGCUUCUCUUCCCCGAGGCGCACAAACAUACCCGGCGGCGAGCACCAAAGGCACCUGUGCCCACCACGGAAAAGGCUUCCAUACCCAUGGAGGCCAAGGCUACCUCAAAGAUGAAGGCCAAGGCGGAGCCUGCAGAAGUUUCACCUUCUGACGCAGAUCCAAGCGACGAUGAACAUGAUGAUGAGGCAGUCGAGGAGUUGGUGGCGUCAACGGUAACAGAAGCGGCGGUACAGGCAGCAAUGGAGGAGCGCCUUGCGAAACGCAUCGAUGCUGCUACCGCGGCCGCGACGAGGACGAGGACACGCUCGCAAGCCGCGCCACGCCUCCCCGAGGUGAAGGACAGCGACAUUCCUCGCCGUGCGAUGGGCCCCGCCAGGGCGCCCAAGCCGGUCAAGAGCGUGGCGCGCUAA